CACUGUGUGCGCGCGCGUGCCGUGACAGUCGCCAUUUUAUUUUGAAAAAUCCAAAUCGAACCGAGGGAGAAAGCGACCUUUUAUCCGUCAAGAUCAGAACCGAAGAUAUACGACGAAAAUGAUCAUCCGCGCGUAAUUUAGUUUCCAGAAUCCAAGAUGUCACACUGAAAAUUGCACUAAAGGACGUUACUUUGAAUCAGCAUCCACCCAAAGACUUUGCUUGUUGGACACCGGACACUUUUCGCACCUUUUGGGGGGGGAGGGGACCGACAGAAGUAACCUAUCACUGAAGUGAAUAAAGGGGAAUAAUGGUGAUUUUGCGCCGGGCUCGGCCGCCUGCUUCCGCCCCGACCAGCAAUGAAUCUUGACUCGCUCUCGCUGGCUUUGUCUCAAAUCAGCUACCUGGUGGACAAUUUAACUAAGAAAAACUACAGAGCCAGCCAGCAAGAAAUACAACAUAUUGUGAAUCGUCACGGCCCUGAGGCAGACAGGCAUCUAUUACGCUGUCUCUUUUCCCAUGUGGAUUUUAGUGGCGAUGGUAAAAGCAGUGGCAAAGAUUUUCACCAGACACAGUUUCUGAUCCAGGAGUGUGUGUCUCUUAUUACCAAACCAAAUUUUAUUUCGACACUCUGCUACGCCAUUGACAAUCCCCUGCACUAUCAAAAGAGCUUAAAGCCAUCACCUCAUUUAUUUACUCAGCUGAGUAAAGUUCUCAAGCUAAGCAAGGUUCAGGAGGUGAUUUUUGGCCUUGCUCUGCUGAACUCUAGCAACGCAGACCUUAGAGGGUUUGCUGCCCAGUUCGUGAAGCAGAAGCUUCCUGACCUCCUCCGUUCGUACGUGGACGCAGACCUCGGAGGAAAUCAGGAAGGUGGCUUCCAAGACAUUGCCAUAGAGGUUCUGCAUCUGCUCCUCUCCCAUCUUCUGUUCGGUCAGAAGGGCUCCAGCGGAGUCGGACAAGAGCAGAUCGACGCCUUUCUCAAAACACUGUGCAGAGAUUUCCCGCAAGAGCGCUGCCCUGUGGUGCUUGCGCCACUGCUCUACCCUGACAAACGGGACAUUCUCAUGGACAGGAUCUUGCCAGACUCUGGAGAGAUAAACAAGACCAUGAUGGAGAGUUCCCUUGCUGACUUCAUGAAAGAAGUUGGCUAUGGCUUUUGUGCAAGUCUUGAAGAAUGCAGGAACAUAAUCUUGCAGUAUGGGGUGCGAGAGGUGACGGCCGGCCAGGUGGCCAGAGUGCUGGGCAUGAUGGCCCGCACUCACUCUGGGCUUUCAGAUGGCAUCCCUUUACAGUCCAUCACGAGUCCAGUUGGUGGUGGCAUUUGGAGUGAUGGGAAGGACAAAAGUGAUGGCUCCCAGGCCCACACCUGGAACGUUGAGGUUCUGAUUGAUGUGGUCAAAGAAUUGAACCCCAAUCUGAAUUUCAAAGAAGUGACCUAUGAGCUGGACCACGCAGGUUUUGUGAUCCGGGAUAGUAAGGGGCUUCAGAUAGUGGUGUAUGGGAUCCAGAGGGGUCUGGGGAUGGAGGUUUUCCCAGUGGAUCUCAUUUACAGACCAUGGAAGCACGCGGAAGGACAGCUGUCAUUCAUCCAACACUCUUUGAUGAGUCCUGAAGUGUUCUGCUUCGCUGACUGCCCAUGUCACACUGUCGCCAUUGACAUCCUGAAAGCCCCACCUGAGGAUGACAACAGAGAAAUAGCCACAUGGAAGAGCUUGGACCUGGUGGAGAGCCUUUUGCGUCUCUCUGAAGUUGGGCAUUAUGAACAGGUGAAGCAGCUUUUUAGCUUCCCCAUCAAGCACUGCCCGGAUAUGCUGGUGCUGGCCCUGCUGCAGAUCAGCACCUCCUGGCACACCCUGCGUCAUGAGCUCAUCUCCACUCUCAUGCCCAUCUUCCUGGGCAACCACCCCAACUCCGCCAUCAUCUUGCACUAUGCCUGGCAUGGACAGGGUCAGUCCCCAUCCAUCCGUCAGCUUAUCAUGCACUCUAUGGCCGAGUGGUACAUGAGAGGAGAGCAAUACGACCAGGCUAAACUGUCUCGCAUCUUGGAUGUGGCUCAGGACUUGAAGUCUUUAUCGAUGCUGCUGAAUGGUACUCCAUUUGCCUUUGUAAUUGACCUUGCUGCACUUGCCUCUCGCCGUGAAUACCUCAAACUCGACAAAUGGCUCACUGACAAAAUCCGAGAGCACGGGGAGCCGUUUAUCCAGGCGUGUGUCACGUUCCUAAAGAGACGUUGUCCUUCCAUCCUGGGUCCACCUUUGGCCCCAGAUAAAGACCAGCCGAAAAGUGCUCAGCUUCCUCCUGAAACACUGGCUACCAUGUUUGCAUGUCUCCAGUCUUGUGCUGGGAGUGUAUCUCAAGAGCUGUCAGAGACCAUCUUAAACAUGGUGGCCAACUGUAGCAAUGUGAUGAACAAAGCUCGGCAGCCACCACCGGGAGUCCUGCCGAAGGGGCGAGCACCCAGCACCAGCAGCUUAGAUGCUAUCUCACCUGUGCAGAUGGACCCUCUGUCUGCCAUGGGCUCGCUGAAUUUGGGCGUCACAUCCACAUCUCACACCACAAGCAUGCAAGGAUUUCCCAGCCUACAGGGCUCUGCCUUCAGUAACCCCCAGUCCCCAGCUAAGGCCUUUUCAAACCUGCCUAACGCAAAUCCCAGCACAGCUUUCCAAGGAAUCAACCCCCUCUCUUCUCAGCUACAAGGUCCUCUGAGCACAAGCUUGUCUGGGAUUGGCUCAGGCUUGGGCAUGCCCCCUGUCAGCAGCGACCCCUUCGGCACCAGGAAGAUGAGCACACCGGGGUUGAACCCGUCCACCUUCCAGCAGACUGACCUUUCUCAGGUGUGGCCCGAGGCAAACCAGCACUUUACUAAGGAGAUUGACGAUGAGGCGAACAGCUACUUCCAGCGCAUCUACAACCACCCUCCGCACCCCACCAUGUCUGUGGAUGAGGUGCUAGAAAUGCUUCAACGAUUCAAGGACUCCAACAUUAAGCGGGAACGGGAGGUGUUUAACUGCAUGCUAAGGAAUCUGUUUGAGGAGUACAGAUUUUUUCCCCAGUAUCCUGACAAAGAGCUCCACAUCACCGCUUGCCUCUUCGGGGGGAUCAUCGAGAAGGGCCUGGUCACAUACAUGGCGCUAGGGUUGGCGUUACGAUACGUUCUGGAAGCUUUACGCAAACCUUUCGGAUCAAAGAUGUAUUACUUUGGAAUCGCUGCACUAGAUAGAUUUAAAAAUAGACUGAAGGACUAUCCCCAGUACUGUCAGCACUUGGCAUCUAUAGCCCAUUUCUUGCAGUUCCCACACCAUUUACAAGAGUGUAUACAGUAUAUCGAGUAUGGCCAGCAGUCAAGAGACCCUCCUGUGAAGAUGCAGGGUUCCAUUACCACCCCAGGCAGCCUGGCACUAGCCCAAGCUCAAGCCCAAUCUCAGACCCCCAAAGCCCCCCAACCCGGUCAACCCAGCACCCUUGUGACCACAGCUACCACGACCACCACUGUUGCCAAAACCACCACCAUCACCAGACCCACAGCUGUCGGACUGAAGAAAGACGUGCCACCUUCGAUCAACACCACAAACAUCGACACCCUGUUGGUGGCCACCGACCAGACUGAAAGGAUUGUUGAGCCCCCAGAGAAUGUACAGGAAAAGAUUGCGUUCAUCUUCAACAAUUUGUCUCAGUCAAACAUGUCCCAAAAGGUUGAAGAACUGAAAGACACUGUGAAGGAAGAGUUCAUGCCCUGGGUCUCUCAAUACCUGGUCAUGAAACGUGUCAGUAUUGAGCCCAACUUCCAUAGCUUGUAUUCUAACUUUCUGGAUACACUGAAAAACCCUGAGUUUGUCAAGAUGGUUCUCAAUGAGACUUACAGAAACAUCAAGGUCCUUCUUACCUCCGAUAAGGCAGCUGCUAACUUUUCCGAUCGAUCCCUGCUGAAGAAUUUGGGUCAUUGGCUUGGAAUGAUCACCCUGGCUAAAAACAAACCCAUCUUGUACACAGACCUGGAGCUCAAAUCUCUUCUGCUGGAAGCUUAUGUGAAAGGCCAGCAGGAGUUGCUGUAUGUUGUCCCGUUUGUGGCCAAAGUCUUGGAAUCAAGUCUGCGGAGCGUGAUCUUCAGACCACAGAACCCUUGGACUAUGGGUAUCAUGAAUGUACUGGCUGAACUCCAUCAAGAACAUGACUUAAAGCUCAACCUAAAGUUCGAGAUCGAGGUUCUCUGUAAGAAUCUGUCUUUGGACAUCAGCGAGCUGAAGCCAGGAAACCUACUGAGAGACAAAGAGAAGCUCAAGAGCCUAGAGGAGCAGCUCUCUGCACCAAAGAAAGAGACCAAGCCUCCUGAAGAGAUGCUGCCUAUAGUUACCACAGUAGAUCCUGUUGCAUUUACAACAGCACCUUCAACUCCAGCAACCACCACUACCUGUACGGCCACAGGGCCGCCCACACCACAGUUCAGCUACCACGACAUUAACGUCUAUGCCCUGGCUGGCCUGGCCCCACAUAUCAAUAUUAAUAUCAGCAUCCCACUGCUACAGGCCCACCCUCAACUGAAGCAGUGUGUGAGACUAGCUAUCGAGCGUGCCGUACAAGAGCUCGUGCACCCCGUGGUGGACCGAUCCAUCAAAAUCGCCAUGACCACCUGUGAGCAGAUCGUCAGGAAGGACUUCGCCCUGGAUUCAGAGGAGUCUCACAUGCGCGUGGCCGCCCACCACAUGAUGCGAAACCUUACUGCCGGCAUGGCCAUGAUCACCUGCAGAGAGCCGCUGCUAAUGAGCAUCGCCACCAAUCUGAAGAACAGCUUUGCCGCAGCUCUCCGGGCACCCACACCUCAACAGAGAGAGAUGAUGGAGGAGGCAGCUGCACGUAUAGCACAGGACAACUGUGAGCUGGCAUGUUGCUUCAUUCAGAAGACGGCAGUGGAGAAAGCCGGACCAGAGAUGGAUAAGAGACUGGCAACUGAAUUCGAGCUGAGGAAGCAUGCCCGCCAAGAAGGCCGUCGUUACUGUGACCCCAUGGUCCUCACCUAUCAGGCUGAACGUAUGCCAGAGCAGAUCAGACUAAAGGUGGGUGGAGUGGACCCUAAACAGCUGGCUGUUUACGAGGAGUUUGCACGAAACGUUCCAGGCUUCCUACCUAGUAAUGAUCUUUCUCAGCCUACUGGAUUCCUUGCUCAACCAAUGAAGCAACAGGCAUGGCCGGCCGAUGAUGUGGCUCACAUCUACGACAAGUGCAUUUCAGACCUGGAGCAGCACCUUCACGCAAUUCCACCCGCCCUGGCGAUGAACCCACAGACCCAGGCCAUACGCAGCCUACUGGAGGCCGUAGUCAUGGCCAGGAACUCUCGUGAUGGGAUCGCUGCCCUGGCUCUUUUACAGAAGGCUGUGGAGGGUCUGCUGGAUGCCACAAGCGGUGCUGAUACUGAUCUGUUGCUAAGCUACAGAGAGUGCCACUUGAUGGUGCUAAAAGCCUUACAGGACGGUCGCGCAUACGGCCCACAAUGGUGCAACAAACAAAUCACCAGAUGCCUGAUUGAGUGCAGGGAUGAAUACAAAUACAACGUCGAAGCUGUGGAGCUGCUCAUUAGAAAUCACCUUGUCAACAUGCAGCAGUAUGAUAUACAUCUGGCUCAGUCCAUGGAGAACGGGCUUAACUACAUGGCCGUAGCGUUUGCAAUGCAGCUGGUUAAACUUCUGCUGGUCGAUGAGCGCAGCGGGAGCCACAUCACCGAAGCAGAUCUCUUCCAAACCAUCGAGACGCUCAUGAGGACCAGCGCCCACUCCAGAGCCAAUGCACCUGAAGGUUUGCCCCAGCUGAUGGAUGUUGUCCGUUCCAACUACGAGGCCAUGAUCGAUCGUCACCACGGUGGGCCAAACUUCAUGAUGCACUCCGGGAUUUCCCAAGCUUCGGAGUAUGACGACCCUCCGGGCCUCAGAGAAAAGGCAGAGUAUUUGCUAAGAGAAUGGGUCAACCUGUACCACUCGGCAGCUGCUGGGAGGGACAGCACUAAGGCCUUUUCUGCAUUCGUUGGCCAGAUGCAUCAGCAGGGCAUCCUGAAGACCGAUGACCUCAUCACUCGCUUUUUCAGGCUCUGCACCGAGAUGUGCGUUGAGAUCAGUUACCGGGCUCAAGCCGAACAGCAGCACCCCACCACCAGCCCCGCCAUCAUCAGGGCCAAGUGUUACCACAACCUGGACGCCUUCGUUCGGCUCAUCGCACUACUGGUGAAACACUCCGGAGAGGCCACCAACACGGUCACCAAAAUCAACCUGCUCAACAAGGUUUUGGGCAUUGUGGUUGGCGUGCUGAUUCAGGAUCAUGACGUGAGGCAGACGGAGUUCCAGCAGCUUCCUUACCACCGAAUCUUCAUCAUGCUUCUGUUGGAGCUCAAUGCACCCGAGCAUGUGCUGGAAACCAUCAACUUCCAAACCCUUACUGCCUUCUGUAACACCUUCCACAUCCUGAGGCCAACUAAAGCACCUGGUUUUGUAUAUGCCUGGUUGGAGCUGAUUUCUCAUCGCAUCUUCAUUGCCAGGAUGCUAGCACACACCCCACAACAAAAGGGUUGGCCGAUGUAUGCACAGCUGCUGAUUGAUUUGUUCAAGUAUCUUGCACCCUUCCUAAGGAAUGUUGAACUUAACAAACCUAUGCAAAUUCUCUAUAAGGGAACGCUACGCGUGCUGCUCGUCUUGCUUCAUGACUUCCCAGAAUUCCUGUGUGACUAUCACUACGGCUUCUGUGACGUCAUCCCACCCAACUGCAUCCAGCUGAGGAACCUGAUCCUGAGUGCCUUUCCCCGCAAUAUGAGGCUUCCAGACCCCUUCACCCCAAAUUUGAAGGUGGAUAUGUUAAGCGAGAUCAACAUCGCUCCACGCAUACUCACCAACUUCACCGGUGUGAUGCCGUCCCAGUUCAAAAAGGAUCUUGACUCUUACCUAAAGACCCGCUCACCUGUCACUUUCCUCUCUGAGCUGCGCAGCAACCUGCAGGUGUCCAAUGAACCAGGGAACCGCUACAACAUCCAGCUGAUCAAUGCUUUGGUGUUGUAUGUGGGCACCCAGGCCAUCGCCCACAUCCACAACAAGGGCAGCACUCCCUCCAUGAGCACCAUUACUCACUCGGCACACAUGGACAUCUUCCAGAACCUUGCAGUCGACCUGGACACAGAGGGCCGCUAUCUGUUCUUAAAUGCGAUAGCCAAUCAGCUGCGUUACCCGAACAGCCACACACACUACUUCAGCUGUACCAUGCUGUAUCUGUUCGCGGAGGCCAAUGCUGAAGCCAUUCAAGAGCAGAUCACCAGGGUCCUUCUGGAGAGGCUGAUCGUGAACCGGCCGCACCCGUGGGGUCUGCUCAUCACCUUUAUUGAGCUGAUCAAAAAUCCUGCCUUUAAGUUCUGGAGCCACGAUUUUGUGCACUGUGCCCCUGAAAUCGAGAAAUUGUUCCAGUCGGUGGCUCAGUGCUGCAUGGGACAGAAACAAGCCCAGCAGGUGAUGGAGGGAACCGGUGCCAGUUAGGCUGCAGGAACCGCUCCUGUACCCAGAGUGAGAGCUUCGUUUGACCCAACAACCCUGCACAUCUGAUCGACACACAGCUGGCACUGAAUUACUGUCUGCCUUUUUGGGCGAUGUCUGACCUGAGGAGUUUUUUUCCCCCAAACAUGUUAAAAUUUCUAUGUAAAUAUUAAGAAGGACAUUCAGGAGCAGAUUUUGCGUAAUUUUGAGACACAUGCUUGAGCACAUUUUACUUCUGGCUGUUUUGCUCCCCCUAACUCUCCAUUUUUCUUUUGCCUUCAAGACGAAUUGACUUUUGUUUGGAAGCUUGAUAAGUGGCUUGAGGAAGCUGUCUUGUUUUAUUAUUUUUAUUUUUCCUGAUGUUUGGUUUUUAAGGGGAGGGCUAUCAGUGUGAUGAGCUGAUAGGAUCAGAUAAAUGUCUUUGGACUGCAGGGGGGUCACUAGUUUGCACCUGCGCACCUGUGAGAAUACAAAUAUUGGGUUGGAGGUUCUCUCUGGCACUUGUACAAUUGUGGAAAUAUUCAGUAAAUUGGAUCUUCAGAGUUUGUACAAAGAUUCAACUUGCGGAACAAAAAGGACCAAUACAGCUCAUUUUGUAAGGAUUUCGAAUGUUUUGUAAAUGUAUUGGUCCGCGUGUUGUAUUUUGUAGUACUUUGUAGUUGCCUUUAGUUCCUGCUACUUAUUUCCUGUAUGUAUGCAUUCUGUAGUUACUGCAUUAAACACUUGAACUGCU
Messenger RNA from Paramisgurnus dabryanus, 8230 nucleotides. The record is from RefSeq and is a predicted model, not a curated record. Lineage: Eukaryota; Metazoa; Chordata; Actinopteri; Cypriniformes; Cobitidae.